GUCAUAGGGCUGCGACGUAACGUCUCCACGUUGGCUGUCGAUGUAAAACCUGACCCUUCUGAUGGAAUAGCACUGACUACCGUCUUUCACUGACUGUCACUACCGUAUUUACAAACGGGUUUUAGUGUCGAUAUUUAGACCUCGUUGGGCUCCAUACACCGUUUGUUGAGCUUUUCCGACAGAAUUGCGCACUUUUAAAAAAGAUGGGUCCAGUUUUUAGAGAACGUUUUCUGUUUGAUGCGUCUCUGCUGUAUCAGGAUACGUGCCCGGAGCUGUCACGGUUCUUUUUGAAAUCACAUUUGAAGAAAAAUGCUGGACAAAAAGGGAAGAAAUUCUCCAGUUUGUUGACGAGCACCUCGGUGUGUUCAUACUGUUACCAGUGGCUGAAGCCUGACAAUCACCAUGUGCGUUUGCGGCCCAAACGGCGUCCGUCAGCGCGAGUGCAGAGCAUCCUGCUCAGGAGGGCCAGAGGACAACGACUGAGCCUGAUGCAGAAAAAGCUGCUGCUCCGCUUCCUGAAGUCAUCAUCAACACUUAUGGCUACCUGCCAUGCCUGCAGCAAGACGUCCAGACACCAAGGCGUCAAUCGGGAAUUUCUUUCCAACUUCUCUAAAACACCCAUAAGUGCCAACAAGCACAAAACUCCCCAGUCCAGCAGCAGAAUCACCAACACGACCCCCAGGACCUCUUGCAAAGACAAGACCCCGUCUCAAACGCCCAGAUCCUCCAUCUCAUCCAAUGUUUCGGGAUCAAGCUCCACUUCCUCCAAGUCUUCAUCUAAACCAAAAAACUGGGUCGUCCGGCGUCUCAGCAAGCUUCUGAUGCGAGAGGAAAAGGAAAGCAGCAAGAAAGGAGGCUUAAAGGACUUCCUCUCCUCACUUUAAGCAUCUCAUCAAAGCACUUUUUUUUUAUUAUUCUUUAAUCAGAACCAGGUGGACGUUCUGUGUUCCACCUUGUUGAUUCCUGAGGCUGAGGGGGAACCUAGCUGAGGUUGCUGCUGCUGGGCUGAUUGAGAUGGCGCUCCUUAAUUCCUGACCGUAGGAACAGGGAGCUGGGAGCUUUUAAUCACUCACCUCCUUGUUUUAUGAUGCAAACAGAGAGAUGACGCCUCUUCUGACUAAUUUAAUUUCCAACCUGAAGUUUCACUCAUCGUUUUUACACUUUCUUCAGUAUUUCUGCAACUGCUGCAGCGAUUCCCUGCCAUUAUCUUUCUCAGUUCCAGAUGUUUUUUGUACAUUUAAUCAUACAUUUUUAUGUUAAAAACAUUAUUCAAACCUUUAUCCGUGAAAUAGGAUGGUAACAUUUUUAUAUGUGUAUAUAUUGACUCACAUUCAGCUUUUGAUGCAUCAGUGGAAACACUUUGUGAUAAGAUUUUGUAUUUUUUAGGACACGCUAUUUAAACUGUAAGUCAUCGAUGAAAGUAUUUAUGGUUAUAAUUUAGGAAAAUCCCACCAGUAGUUGUUCACACUUACAAUCUGUACAGAAAUACUCGAUUAUCACAGCUGUGUAAGUGACAAUAAAAACCUCAUUGUUUUAUAACACCCUUCACUAUACUGAUGUGAAAAGUUCAGAAUUGUUCUAACUGCAGAAGUAAUAAAUGUAUCUAGUGCAUUUUGUACUGGCUGAAUAGGUAUUCUGUUGUAAUUAUACCGUUCAAUGAAUAGUAUGUGUAUAAAUUCUGAAAUACCUCACUUUUGUAUUCAACUUUUUUGUUUGUGACUCAAAUUAAAUCCUUUCCAAUAAAAAAUGACUUUGUUUACUCAUUAAA
Molecule: messenger RNA, 1768 nt
Organism: Nothobranchius furzeri (turquoise killifish)
Lineage: Eukaryota; Metazoa; Chordata; Actinopteri; Cyprinodontiformes; Nothobranchiidae
Gene: rmp24
Product: chromosome 19 C18orf21 homolog
Source: RefSeq, a predicted model, not a curated record